Molecule: messenger RNA, 285 nt
Organism: Aureobasidium namibiae CBS 147.97
Lineage: Eukaryota; Fungi; Ascomycota; Dothideomycetes; Dothideales; Saccotheciaceae
Exons: 2
Coding region: 1-285 (94 amino acids)
Source: RefSeq, a predicted model, not a curated record
AUGGCACCAAAGUCACGAAAAGAAGCAGAGGCCGAAGUCAGAGGAUGGGGGUUCUCCCAUGUUUUCACUUGGACUGAUAGACCCAACGCCCACUACCCGCCUCAUACCCAUGCCGGCGUGACCACACAUCUGGUGCUCAAGGGAAGCCUAACUCUCACAUAUCCCGACGAUCCGGACCCGAGGAAAGAGCAGUGCCACGUGGGUGACAGGUUCGACGUCGACGCCAACAAGUGCCAUGAAGUAUGGAUUGGCCCAGAGGGCUGUACCUAUGUGAUUGGAGAAUGA